Molecule: messenger RNA, 4548 nt
Organism: Solea solea (common sole)
Lineage: Eukaryota; Metazoa; Chordata; Actinopteri; Pleuronectiformes; Soleidae
Gene: itih6
Product: inter-alpha-trypsin inhibitor heavy chain family member 6
Exons: 17
Coding region: 453-4058 (1201 amino acids)
Biological process (GO): hyaluronan metabolic process
Molecular function (GO): serine-type endopeptidase inhibitor activity
Source: RefSeq, a predicted model, not a curated record
AUCGCUCAAGGGGAAAUAGAAAAUCCCAUUUGGCAGCAAUUUAAUGGGAAAGACUGGAGAGAGUUUAGGGAGAAGGUGUUUAGGUAGUGGGGUACUCUCCUCAAAGAGUCAAGCAGGGGUUAAUAAUCCCUCAUUUCUCAUGAACCCUCAGUGGCAACAGUCUGUGAAAUUUCCUGCAUGGUAUGCAUUGACACAAGCCGAGGGUGGAACUCGCACAACUUUUUUUUUUUAGUCGCCUUGUGGUUGUUUACCUCAUAUUUUUGGUGUAAUUGUCACUGCAGUGGAGCUGCUUAACCUAUGAUGAGGUGAGGGAGGGGAAAGACUGCCUCUUGGAGAGAAAAAAAAAAAGUGUGUGUAAAAUGUGAAGUGUGAACACAGCGUCCUCCUGUACGAGCUGCUUCAGUCCAGCAGGCAAUUCAACGUCAGUUUGGAGCCUUAAACCGGAAAAAAGCAUGGACAUGAUGAACUUCACAUUUCAGUGCAUGCUGGUUUUCUUCACUUUGUAUGUGCACCAAGGAUUAUCAGAGGAUUAUGAGGCACUCUUUGGAGAAAAGAUUCUUCUACAGAGAGUAAAACGUCAAAGCAAAUCAUCAAAACCAAUGCUGAAGGUGACGGAGUACCAUGUCAGGUGUUCAGUGGUGUCCCGGUAUGCUGUCACCACAGUCCAGAGUUCCGUGUGGAACCAGCUCCCUAUCAUCAAGGAAGCGGCCUUUGAGGUGGACCUGCCCUCCACCGCCUUCAUCUCCAACUUCACCAUCACCUCUAACGGAAAGGUGUAUGUGGCCCAGGUGAAGGAAAGAGCUGCCGCCAGGAAAAUAUAUGACGCUGCUAAGAAGCAAGGGAAAACUGCUGGACUUGUCGCUACCAAAGAAAGGGAGAUUGAGAAGUUUCGUGUGGCAGUGAGCGUGCCCUCGGGAGUUCGAGUGUCCUUCUCUCUCACCUAUGAAGAGCUGUUACCACGGCGACUAGGACGCUAUGAACUCAGCCUUGGUCUGAGGCCAGGACAGGCCGUGCCGAACCUGACAUUAGAUGUAGAUAUAACAGAGAGGACGGGCAUCAGCCUCAUCAAAGUCCUUCCCCUCAGGAUGACCAGACUGCUCUCCAACACCGCCAAAGGUGACACAGAUGCUCCAGCCUCCACUAAUAUUGAGCAGAAUGCCUGCUGUGCUCGAGUCCGCUACAGUCCCUCUCUGCAGCAGCAGAACAGCAUCUCCUCCAAGGGUCUUGAUGCAGACUUCAUCAUUCAGUACGAUGUGGACCUCAGAGACCUAAUAGGUGAUGUCCAGGUGUAUGAUGGCUACUUUGUGCAUUACUUUGCACCCAGAGGGCUUCCUGUGGUUCCUAAGGAUGUGAUAUUUGUCAUUGAUGUCAGUGGUUCAAUGAUCGGCACCAAGAUAAUGCAGACCAAACAGGCCAUGACCACCAUCCUUGCAGACCUCAGAGAGGGAGACCACUUCAACAUCAUCACCUUCUCAGACAAGGUCCACACUUGGAGGAAAGGACGGACAGUACGGGCCACUCGGCAGAAUGUGCGAGAGGCCAAAGACUUUGUAAGGAGGAUUAUUGCUGAAGGCUGGACCAACAUUAACGCAGCUCUGCUUUCAGCUGCUCAGCUCAUCAAUCCUCCUUCCCCGGGUUCUCCCAACCACCAAUCAUCUCGCCGCGUCCCCCUCGUAAUAUUCCUCACAGAUGGGGAAGCCACUAUUGGAGUAACAGCGGGCGACACGAUCCUCAGUAACGCCAAGCAGGCUUUAGGCGCAGCCUCCCUUUUUGGUCUUGCCUUUGGAGAUGAUGCAGACUUUCUCCUCCUGAGACGCCUGGCUCUGGAUAACCGAGGCGUCGCUAGGAUGGUGUACGAGGACGCAGACGCAGCUUUGCAGCUGAAGGGCUUCUACGAUGAAGUCGCCAGCCCUUUGCUUUCCGACAUUCAGCUUUCCUACCUGGACGAUCAGGCGUUUGAUGUCACCCACUCCCUGUUCCCAAACUACUUCCAAGGCUCUGAGUUGGUUGUGGCUGGGAGGGUUAAGCCUGGGGUCAAGGAUUUUAAGGUGUCAUUGUCUGCCACUGAUUCAAAGCAACGUGUCAAAUUGGAUAAUGAUGUGUGGAUUUCUCACGCAGAGGGAAAUGACAGUGCAGUGUCACCGAACUGUUCAGGUGUUUUAGAAGGCAUUUCUAGCUUUGUGCAUCGUCUCUGGGCGUAUUACACCAUCAAAGAGCUGCUGCUGGCCAAACUGAACACUACUGACCCUGCGACACAGAGGUUGCUGACAGACAAGGCCACAAAUCUCUCCCUCAAGUACAACUUUGUUACACCGGUCACCUCUUUAGUCGUAGUUAAGCCAGACGCAGAUGAGGUUGCUCAAACUCCAACCACUACAAAAGCCACCACAACAGCCACUACACUCACAACGACGACAACCACUGCUCCAACCAAAAUAUUAGCUGACGCUGCAGCAAAGAAGCACAGCACAAGUCCUAACUCCAGACCUCACAAAACAAAACCGAGUGCACCUCAGCCGCCUCCGAGUUCACCACAAAUGAAAAAAAGCUCAUCACCAACUUCCACAGCGAAAACACCCUCCAGGAAAAAACCCACAACCUCUUAUCCCAGCGUCGUCAAAAAUGCUCCAGCGCCAUUAUCUAGCAAAAAGCACAUUCCUUCCCAAAAUGAUUCAAAGAAUGCUACUCCUCCUCCCGCUGGGAAGAUAUCCACAUCUCUGCUGAGCGUUCUGAAGACGGCACCACCCCCUGCACCUGGAAAAGUCUCCACCCCCCAGCCAAACACCAUGAGAACAACCUCAACAUCAACAUUCACCACCACACCUCCACUCACCUCCACCCUGCCAGGGAGACAUCUUACCCCACAGCCCAGCACGGUGAGGACAGCCCUCUCCACAGAGUCAGACAACACUGCCACAUCUGCCCCAGAUGCUUCUCAGCCUAAAAUCACCACGUCUCCGUCUGAGCUGUCCUCUCCACAUAUCUCUCUGUCCUCACCACCAGCUGAGGAAGACAACAACACCAAUGCUGGUGUUGACACAGACAUCAGCAUCGCCACCCUGGUGUCAGCAACCUUCGCUCCCAUGCCUGGUGUAACAGAUGGGCCACGACUAUGGGAGGCAGCAGGGCUUCUGGAUGUCUCUACUUCCAUUCAGAUUCAGAGGAAAGAUAUUGACCUUGUGAAGGACUACGACGCUACCUAUGACUACGACUACGACCUUAACUAUGAUGCCUGGGAUGAUACUGCUGACACAGGUUCAUUUGAAUCUCCAUCCAGAUUGGGCACUGUUAGGGUCUUCUCCUCAUCAGUUGAUGGUGAUCCACAUUUUGUGGUCCAUCUGCCAAAGAUGCAUCAGAGCCUGUGUUUCACAGUAGACGGCCAAGCUAAUGACGUUCUCAGGCUGUUAGAGGACCCAGAGAGAGGGAUCAUUGUGGAUGGCCACCUGAUAGGAGCUCCCUCCAAGCACGGCGUCGAGAAUCGCUCCCGCACCUACUUCGACCGCCUCACCAUCUCAGCAGCUGAUGGAAUCAUGAUAACAAUCUCGUUGGAGACUGUUGUGGUCGAAGGUGAAGGGCGGGACACGCUGCCCAUCAAUCAGCAGGUAUCGCUGCGUAGACAAGGUGUGACGGUGACUGUGGACAAUCAUCAGAGCUGCUGGAUUGAGCUGGACAAGCAUGUGAAGUUCCUGGUGCAGUUUCACUACUACAAACACCCCAGUUACCUACAGAUGGCUCACCUGGGUUUUUACAUCACAGACGGACUGGGGCUGUCUCCGUCAACCCAAGGCCUUCUGGGUCAGUUUCAACAUACCGACAUGAGAGUAAAGGAGGUGAAGGAUCGUGUGGAUGGAGGCGCACACCGAGCCAAUAUGGAGGGAGUUUCGGCCAGUGGGCUCCUGAUGUGGGGGUCAGAGCACGUGCCAGUCACCUUGCAGGACAAGACACUGAAAGACACGGUGCGAAAACGCCACUUGGGCAAAUGCUGGGUGGUGCCAAAGACUGAGGUAGAGAGACUUCUGGGUCACCCGUAUGAGAGCUACGUGGUAGAUCAUGUGUAAUUCUAUCUGGAGUCAGCUCCACCUUAGUGCCUCUGUACAAGAACUGGAACACCAUGAGACUGAAAUGGGCGUGUCUUUGAAUGAGGCAGUCGUAUAUUCUGUAAGUAACAGUGUGAAGAAGGUAAGAUUACACAAGAGAGAAAGAGAUGCUGACAUAUGAGACACUACAGUGGGGGGGAGCUGCAGAUGUAAGAGUAAAAGGGACGUGUGUGUUGGUAAUGAAGGACUGAAUGAUUCUUUGGUGUCUCCUCCUCAAUUUGCAUUGGAAACAAGCUCUUUGUUCUAUAUUUAUGACAGAGCGACAAUGUUCUGCUGCACAGCAACCACAAAAUGUCCAUCUUGAGCUGCAGCAGUUUGAGCCUCGCACACUAAAUCUGUUCAUAAACUCAAAGAUAUUUAUCAGAUUAUACUUAUAUUUCAUAAAUGAACUAUUACUAAGAAAGGUUAUUUUAUUUCCUAAUAAAAUGUGUACUUUUUUUAAGAAACUGUA